UAGUCAGCCUGUGGCAAAAUGAGAAUCCGUAAUGUCGUUUCUAUGAUUUUAGCUGUAUUUUUUGCUGAAGGUGGAAACUCCAAGCAAUUGCUAAUGAACAUGGAAACGUUUGAUUACGUGUCUAAUGAAAUCGAAGAACGCAGCGGAGAAUCCGUGCGUUCCAAUCGAACAGUUGAAAGAAUAAAUCUGACGUUGCCAGGUACCAAAUGGUGUGGACCAGGCAACGUCGCUGAUGACUACGAUGAUUUGGGGAAACACGAGGAAGAGGAUAAGUGCUGUCGUGAUCAUGAUCACUGUGACAACAUUCCUGCUGGGGAGACGAAGCAUGGCCUGAAAAACGAUGACUAUUUCACCAGACUCCACUGUAAAUGCGAUAGAGACUUCCAGCAGUGCCUGAAGGGUAUCAAUACUACCUUGGCGAAUCGACUCGGUGGUUUCUAUUUCGCUGUACGCGACAAAUGUUACAAGAAGCAGUACCCCAUUGUAGACUGUGGCGAGAAGAAGAACAUGUUGUUCCUUCGACGAUGCGUUCGAUACGUUUUGGACAGCUCUAAGGAUCGAGAAUGGCAAUGGUUCGAUCUACCAUUUUACGAUGAUAACAUGAUGGUAGACCUCAAUUGAAUGUACCCCGAAAGUGUUUGAAUAUUUUCAGUAAUCUAUUUGUAUGUUCACCAUUACUUGCGAAAUUCUUAAGAAACGAAAUAUUUUCUUCAUGAUUAAUAUUCAACACUUCCAUUACUGCCAAUAAACGAAAGUUGUCUAUUCAA
Malaya genurostris is the source of this 767-nucleotide messenger RNA. RefSeq names its product phospholipase A2-like. Gene Ontology annotation, biological process: phospholipid metabolic process; arachidonate secretion. The coding region runs from base 19 to 621 and encodes 200 amino acids. The record is from RefSeq and is a predicted model, not a curated record. The transcript is spliced from 4 exons. NCBI's taxonomy places the organism in Eukaryota, Metazoa, Arthropoda, Insecta, Diptera, Culicidae.